Messenger RNA from Dromaius novaehollandiae (emu), 3732 nucleotides. It is a transcript of the gene SEMA7A, whose product is annotated as semaphorin 7A (JohnMiltonHagen blood group). The record is from RefSeq and is a predicted model, not a curated record. Gene Ontology annotation, cellular component: external side of plasma membrane; plasma membrane. Gene Ontology annotation, molecular function: semaphorin receptor binding; integrin binding; chemorepellent activity. Gene Ontology annotation, biological process: axon guidance; neural crest cell migration; negative chemotaxis. The transcript is spliced from 14 exons. NCBI's taxonomy places the organism in Eukaryota, Metazoa, Chordata, Aves, Casuariiformes, Dromaiidae. Bases 96 to 1997 code for a protein of 633 amino acids.
UGGCUGGCCCGGGUCCAGCCUACUGCUCGUGUAAGAGGAGAAAUGCAGCUGUCAGGCUCGCAGUGUCCCGGUCUCUGCUCUCCGAAUAAGUAGAAAUGGGCGGGAGGUCGCCGGUUGCCCUCUUCGUGGCCCUGUGGGCCAGCCAGCUGGGCCUGUGGGCCGCGGGGCGCUCCAAGGUGAACCCCAGGAUCAUCGCGGCUCCGCAAGGUGCAAGAGUGUAUGUAUUCCCCACGAGUGAGAAGUACCCUGUCUUUUACCACAAAGAAAACAGCUCAGCUAUCUUCGUCGGGGGAGAGGGAAGGCUUUACUACUACGACUUUGCAACCUAUGAGACGUACACGGAAGACUUCCCUAUGAUGAGAGAAGGACAGUGCAUGAACUCUGGAGGUCCGGAAGACAAUAAAAAUUACCUCACAUUACUGGGGGAGCAUGGGAACGGGAUGUUAGUGUGUGGAACUGGCGCCUGCUCUCCGACCUGCUGGCACUGGGAAGAGAAGAAGAAGGGCUCUCCGUGGGAUGGGAGAGGUAUUGCCCCUUUCAGCCCAGACUCGAAUUCCCUCGUCGUUGUUGACGGUCAUGACAUCUAUUCCACCAUCAAGAAGAGCCAACAGAAUGGCAAGAUACCCCGUUUCCGGCGAGUGAAAGGAGGUGGAGAGCUCUACACAAGUGACACUGUGAUGCAGAACCCCCAGUUUGUCAAAGCCACCACUUUAAGGCACGAAGAGCCUCACCAGGACAAGAUUUACUACUUCUUCCGUGAAGACAAUCCAGACAAGAGUCCUGAGGCACCCAGAAACAUCUCCCGAGUAGCCCAGCUGUGUAAGGAAGAUAAAGGGGGAACCAGCUCACUCUCUGCUUCCAAGUGGACCACCUUCCUGAAGGCCAGCUUGAUUUGUGUCGACCCAGUCACCAAGGGCAACUUCAACUGGUUGCAGGAUGUCUUCUUUGUCCCUUCAAGUAACUGGAGGGAUUCGAAAGUCUACGGGCUCUUCACAAACACAUGGGGAAGCUCUGCUGUUUGUGUCUAUUCCUUCGGGGACAUUGACAAUGUAUUUCGGACAUCCAAACUUAAAGGCUAUAAUGGUCCCAACCCGGAUGUCAAGCCUGGACAGUGCGUUUCCUCUGGACAGCACACCCCAAGCGAGACCUUCAAGAUAGCCGACAGCCACCCGGAGGUGGAGGACCGGGUGGAGCCCCUCGCCCCCACCAAGAGCCCCUUAUUCCACAACAAGCACCGCUACCAGAAGAUCGGGGUGCACGAGGUCUCUGCAGCAGACGGACGCCGCUACAAUGUGCUCUAUCUGGCAACAGACAAGGGAUCCAUCCACAAGAUCGUGGAGUUGCCGGACGGGGUGCAGAACAUCAUGGAGCUCCAGGUCUUCCCCAAGAAGGACUCAAUCCAGUCCAUGAUCCUGGACCAUCAGAGGGCCAUGCUGUACGUGGGCUCAACAGAUAAAGUCAUGGAGAUACCCAUGGACAUGUGUGGGGUGUAUCGUAACAACUGUGAGAGCUGCUUGCUGGCAAGGGACCCCUACUGCGGGUGGUCCAAUGGCCGUUGUCAGUCAGUGUAUGGAGGCCGGGAGGUGCGUCAAAACCUAAACCUGGGCUCGUGGAAGGAAAAGUGCCAAGGGGGUAAAAUUAAGGAAGCAGACAACUACCAGAACAUUACAGUUGUCCCUUUCUCUCGCUACUACCUCAACUGUCCGGUCGAGUCCCACUAUGCCACCUACAAUUGGUACCACAAUGACUUCCUCAUCAAGAGCUGUAACAACACCCACCCCCAGCAGGACUGCUUCCAUUUCAUCCAGAACGUGAGCCAUGCUCACUACGGCCGCUAUGUCUGCGUCUCUGAGGAGGACGGCUUCAGGCAGGCUCUGGUGAAGGAGCGCCUGGUGGGCCAGCUCAGGUUCAUGUCCCAGAAGGGCCAGGCUGCCACGACAUUUGGCUCCUGGUUGCACCUGCUCCUGAUGGUGGUGUUGGUGGAGCUCUUCCACUGAAUGCGACAGGAUCGUGUUGUCACCUUCCAGUCUGCUGCUGCUCUUCCUCGACUUGCUAUCCACUCCUGAGGCGAGAUCCCCGUUCUCUUAGUCACUCUUAGGACAUUGGCCUUUGACUGUCUCAGAUGGGGUCCUGCCGCUCUGUGCAGCAGUCCUUCCAUCUCUGGUCCUGGUGGAAGAGAUGCCUCUCGGGCAUUGUGAGGAAGACGCAACUGCAAGGCCAGAUGGAGUGGGGUUUGGGGAUGGGGCAGGAAGGGGUACCCUCGUACACAGCGGACUUUCACUGCGAUGCUCAUGGGGUGGCUUCAGCCUCUCCCCCAGCAUCUGCUGGUAGCUCUGUGCUGGUAGUCCUUGUGAGCAUACACUGGGUGCCAGUUUUGUUCACGGGACUAUGCAGAUGUGCAUGCACUGAUCCUCAGGGCCUGGUGACUCCUCUCUUUGGGAACGUGCAUGUGAUGAAGAGGAGGAGCCAGCCCUUGGCCUUACCAACUGGUUGAUCUGUGCUUCUCUCCAAGUGAGGACUGAUGCCUCCAGGUUUUCAGUUGCUAAUGUCCGUUCGAGUUGACAAGCACCUGGAAUGCUCCGCAUGUCACCUGUGAGUCCCUUCCUGGCCUGGGCACAGGGGUCAGAAGAGUCGGACCCUGGGAGCAUUUUGUUUUUUGUAGACAUGGGAGGAACUAGCACUGGUUACCUGCAGGAAAGGGCAGGCACAGAGUUAGCAUUUUGCAUGGAAAAGACUUGGAGGAUGACUAGAUUUGGUGGGUGGGAAAGGCAGACCAAAGGGCCCUCGGUUUCCCAGAGGUGGGAAGGGGAGCCUCAGCCAGAACCAGGGUGGCCCUGAGAAGACGUUCAGAUGCGCAAGUCCUCUGUAGGCAGCUAAGGGCAUUCAUCUGUGGUCAGCCUGCUCCCAGUGCACCUUUCCUCUGCGCGAGGGACCGGGCUUCCUCAGGGAAAGAGGAGGCAGGCUGCAGGUCUCAGGGUGCUGCAAACAGGCGUAACCGCGCUGAGCAGAGCAGAGCAGAGCCGAGGGGCUGCCUCUGUUUCCACCACCCGGGAGCAGAUCUGCCUCUCUCCCUCGCAGCGAGUGUGGAGGGAGGAGAAGGGGAAGCACCACACUUACUUCCUUGGCCUUUGAGGCCUCCAAGCAAGACUAAACUGUGAAAACUGGGAUUCUCUCCCUAGGCCUGCGUGCAAGGGGUGAUCCCACAGCUUGUCUAAGCCUUUUCCAGCCCUCUUGGCCCCCAAAACACCCAGUCUCAGGCCACGAAAUGGAGGCACAUCAUAUCACAUGCUUCCAAUUACCUGUAACGGCGGCACAGCUCCUGCUUUGUGCCUGCUCAGAGAUGCUCAGGAGCGCCGGAGCGGGAUGGGCAGCGGGCAGGCGGCGCAGCCGGCCGGGGAGCUGUUGCGGGGUCUCUUGGCCGGGGGGGGGACAUACCGCAUUUUUCGUGACCGCAGACUACGGACAACGGGCCAGAGGUUCCUACUGCACUACAUUUCCACACCAACCUUCGGAGUCUAGAGUAGAGCUUGUUACAUCUCUUCUCAAAGCACUUUAACUUUGUGAACUAACAAAUACCUAUUUAUUAGCCACUGAGGAUUAUCGUACUUGUAUAAUUUUAUAAUGUUAUAGAAAGGGGGUGCAAGUUAGAAAAAACAAAACAGCUACCAAAAACCUCUCAGAGCUGUGACCAAAGCGCGAAUGUGACAGUGGAAAUAAAAGAGUGGAAAAGAG